Molecule: messenger RNA, 1355 nt
Organism: Panicum virgatum (switchgrass)
Lineage: Eukaryota; Viridiplantae; Streptophyta; Magnoliopsida; Poales; Poaceae
Product: putative nuclease HARBI1
Exons: 2
Coding region: 62-1285 (407 amino acids)
Source: RefSeq, a predicted model, not a curated record
UACGCACAUCAUCAUCGAAGAAGGUAGGGGCGCAAGGCCCAAGCCAGGGGAAUCUCGCCAGAUGAGUCGCCGUCCAUCUCUGUUGCAAAGUUUAUUAGAUGAUUCAUCAUCGGAUGAUGAGGACGAACUCAUUCUUUCUGCUGCUGAAAUUGUGCAAAGACAUUCUCAGUGUGCACCAAAACAUGGUGGUUCUGUCCCCGGACAUGCAGUUCUUUAUCGAGACAGAGAAGGGGGGCACUUGAGAAUGUAUCAAUAUUAUUUGGCGGAUGAUCCUACAUAUGGACCAACUCUAUUCCGACGGAGAAUGAAUCGGGAUCUAUUUUUACGCAUAAUGCAUGCCGUAGAAGAUCAUGAUGAGUACUUCGUGCAGAAGAGAAAUGCAGCCAAUACAAUUGGAUUAAGUUGCUUCCAGAAAAUAACUGCAUCAUUCCGUAUGCUAACAUAUGGAGUACCGGCAGAUGCUACGGAUGAGUUUGUUCGUAUUGCAGAAAGUACUACCAUAGAGAGUCUAAGAAGGUUUGUCAGUGCAAUUAUUGAAGUUUUUGAAGAUCGGUACUUGAGAUCACCUAAUGAGAAUGAUACAGCUCGAUUGAUUGCACUUGGAGAGGAAAGAGGUUUUCCUGGUAUGCUAGGUUCAAUAGAUUGCAUGCAUUGGAAGUGGAAGAAUUGCCCUUCGGCAUGGCAAGGUAUGUACUCAGGACACAUGCAUGAACCUACAAUAAUUUUGGAAGCUGUUGCAUCCAAGGAUCUCUGGAUUUGGCAUGCCUCUUUUGGUUUACCUGGGUCUCAUAAUGAUAUCAACGUUCUUCACCGAUCUCCACUUUUUGCAAAGCUAGCUGAAGGCAAAGCUCCUCAAGUGAAUUAUAGCAUAAAUGGUCACGAUUAUACAAUGGGUUACUAUUUUGCCGACAGCAUAUACCCAUCUUGGGCCACAUUAGUGAAGACCAUACAACAACCCCAAGGCAAUAAGAGAAAAUAUUUUGCUAAAGCACAGGAAGCAAUAAGAAAGGAUGUGGAACGCACCUUUGGAGUUUUGCAAUCCCGUUUUGCAAUUGUUCGUGGUCCAGCACGAUUUUGGGAUGAAGAGACACUAGGAGACAUCAUGAAAGCUUGUGUCAUCAUGCAUAAUAUGAUUAUUGAAGAUGAGGGAGAAGUGGAUCCGGAGGAACGUUUCGACUACGGUGGAGAAAAUGUUAUGCCUUCCCAUGAGCAUAUUACUGAUCUUGAAGAAUUUAUUCAGAUGCACAAGAAUAUCAGGAACAACGAAACUCACCGUCAGUUAUAAGAAGACUUGGUGGAGCACCUAUGGCAACAUCAUCCGGAUCAAUAUUAAGUUUAAUUUGUUGAUAUGCACU